Vanessa tameamea is the source of this 1922-nucleotide messenger RNA. Its product is annotated as acetylcholinesterase-like. The record is from RefSeq and is a predicted model, not a curated record. Gene Ontology annotation, molecular function: serine hydrolase activity. The transcript has 3 exons. Bases 84 to 1700 code for a protein of 538 amino acids. Lineage: Eukaryota; Metazoa; Arthropoda; Insecta; Lepidoptera; Nymphalidae.
AGUAUAAGUAGGUAUUAUGCUACUAACGUUCGAAAUAUUAGUUGUUGUGAAAAAACAGUGUUUACUUUUGUAAUAUUAGUGCUAUGAAGUAUUACUGGAUUGUAUUAUGGUCGCUAUGGGCAGGCCGACUGGUACGGCAGCCAACGUUACCGGUGCGCGUGCGCAGUGGUCUAGUGCGCGGGUCAAUGGCAGCUGAUGGAACACAUAUAAGUUACCUGGGAAUACCGUACGCUUCUUACGAACUAAGAUUCCAGAGUUCUCGUCCGAGUCCACAAUGGGAGGGCACAUUAGAAGCCAUCGAGGAACACAUUAGGUGUUCACAAAGAUUCUCAAAAUCUUUGAUUUUGGGACAGGAAAACUGCCUCACGCUAAACGUUUACACACCCGCCCAACCAGCUAAUAAACUUCGACCUGUAAUGGUUUAUAUUCAUGGCGGUGGUUUCAGAGACGGCUCCGGUUCUCCAUUUCUAUAUGGACCGGAUUAUUUAAUAAAACACGAUGUUAUUCUAGUUACAUUUAAUUAUAGACUUGAAGUAUUAGGAUUUCUAUGCCUAGGUAUUGAAGAUGCUCCUGGAAACGUAGGGUUGAAAGACCAAGUGCAGGCGUUACUGUGGGUUAAAAGAAAUAUUAGAGCUUUUGGUGGUGAUCCCGAUAAGGUAACAUUAUUCGGUGAAAGUGCUGGGUCAGCAUCUGUGCUUUACCAUAUUAUUUCACCAUUAUCCAAAGGACUCUUCCAAAGAGCAAUCAUGCAAAGCGGCUCAGCAAUGUCACCUUGGAGUUUACAAUUUGAGCCUAUGAAAACGGCAAGAGAAUUUGCGAAACAAAUGGGUUACAACUUUGAAGAUCCUCAUCAAUUGUAUGAAUUAUUUCAAAGUAAAUCAGCUGAAGAAUUACUUAGCACGCGAAUACCGAGACUUGAAGGUGAUGUCGUGCUAUCAGAGAAUAUCUUCGUACCGUGUGUAGAAAAGAAAAUACCAAAUGAAGAACAAUUUAUUAGUGACGUACCAUUUAACUUGAUAUCCAAGGAGAUGUACAAUAAAGUUCCUAUUAUUAUGGGUUAUAAUAACGCCGAAGGCUAUAUGUUUGUUGGUAAGGAAAACGAUACUACAAAAAGUAAAUUCAAUUUCUACAGCGCAAUGCCCAGAGAUCUAGAAUUCUUAUUACACGAUGAUAAAGUAAAAAUAGCACAACAACUUCAAAAGAUUUACAACGAUACCAAUAAUUCAGACGAUAUGUUACUAAGAUUAUCAGAAUUCGAAGGUGACUCUGGUAUUAUAUAUCCCGUAACUAUAACAACUGAAAUGCUUGCUAAAAGUAAUAAACACCCUGUUUAUGCGUACAAACUCAGCUAUGAUGGAUGGAUGAACAUAAUCAAAAUGCUAAUUAAAUUUUGGAAGUAUCCCGGCGCCACCCACGCCGAUGAUCUCUUUUAUAUGUUUAAGGUGAAAGUGACGUUAGUGCAAUCGUUCUUUGAAAUGGACACAAUUAAUAAGAUCACGACAUUGUGGACGAAUUUCGCUAAAUAUGGAGACCCAUCACCUGCUAUAACCCAAGAGUUACCAAUGAAAUGGCUCCCAGUUGACAAAAACGACCCCCAUUUACUGGUCAUUGACAGAAAGUUCUCAAGCGAACCGCUAUGGGACGACGAGAAAUUGUUAUUUUGGAAUAAAACUUACUCCAAAUUUAGAAGAAAGAAGUAAAAUUAAUAGAUCUAAAAGACUUUAUUUUAAGAAUUUAUUUAUUUCAUUUUACGUAAUAUAUGUAAUCAUAAAGGUGUGAUCGGAACAAAAAUGUGUUACAUUGUUGGAGAAUUUUCUAUAUUAGGUAAUGGAACCGAGGGUUAAGACACAGAUUGUUAAUUACAACUUGAUUACUGUUGUGAUUAAGUAAAUAAAGUAACUUUUGUAUUUUAUUUAUAUAAA